GAAGUGAAACUCACACAGUCACUGUGACUCAGAGGAGAAAUGGAGCAGCAGGCAAUUCAGCUGGACCGAGAAACCUUCUCCUGUCCGAUCUGCCUGGAUAUACUGAAGGAUCCAGUGGCUAUACCUUGUGGACACAGCUACUGUAUGAAGUGUAUUAAUGAUCACUGGGAUCAAGAGGAUCAGAAAGGAAUUCACAGCUGUCCACAGUGCAGAAAAGCCUUUACACUGAGGCCUGACCUGGAGAAAAACACCAUGUUAGCAGGUUUAGUGGAGCAGCUGAAGAAGACUGGACUCCAAGCUGCUACUGCUGAUCACUGCUAUGCUGGACCUGAAGAUGUGGCCUGUGAUUUCUGCACUGGAAGAAAACUGAAAGCCAUCAAGUCCUGUUUAAUCUGUCUGGUCUCUUACUGUGAGAAACACCUGCAGCCUCAUUAUGAAGUGGCUCCUUUAAAGAAACACAAGCUGGUGGAGCCGUCCAAGAACCUCCAGGAGAACAUCUGCUCUCAGCAUGAUGAGGUGAUGAAGAUGUUCUGCCGCACUGAUCAGAAGUCUAUCUGUAGUCUCUGUUUACUAGAUGAACAUAAAGGUCAUGACACAGUGUCAGCUGCAGCAGAAAGGACUGAGAGGCAGAGAGAGCUGGAGGAGAGACGAGGAAACAUCCAGCAGAUGAUCCAGGACCAAGAGAAAGAUGUGAAGCUGCUUCAGCAGGAGGUGGAGGCCAUCAAUCGCUCUGCUGAUAAAACAGUGGAGGACAGUGAGGAGAUCUUCACCAAGCUGAUCCGUCUCCUCCAGAAAAGAAGCUCUGAGGCGAAGCAGCAGAUCAGAUCCCAGCAGGAAACUGAAGUGAGUCGAGUCAAAGAUGUUCAGGAGAAGCUGGAGAAGGAGAUCACUGAGCUGAAGAGGAAAGACGCUGAGCUGGAGCAGCUCUCACACACAGAGGAUCACAACCAGUUUCUCCUCAACUCCCCCCGACUGCCAACACUCAGUGAGUCGACACACUCAUCCAGCAUCAACAUCCGUCCUCUGAGACACUUUGAGGACGUGACAGCAGCUGUGUCAGAGCUCAGAGGCAAACUACUGGACGUCCUGAGAGACUCAUGGACAGACAUCUCACUGAAGGUCACUGAGGUGGAUGUUCUACUGUCAGAACCAGAACCAACGACAAGGUCUGAAUUCUUAAAAUAUUCAUGUGAAAUCACUCUGGAUCCAAACACGGCUCACAGUUAUCUGUUAAUAUCAGAGGGAGACAGAAAAGUGACAGUGAUGGAUGAACCUCAGUCUUAUUCCAGUCAUCCAGACAGAUUCACUGAUUACUGUCAGGUUCUGAGUAACGAGAGCCUGACUGGACGUUGUUACUGGGAGGUGGCGUGGCGAGGGAGUGAAAUUUACGUAGCAGUCGCAUACAACAAUAUCAAAGCAGGAAGUGGGAAUGAACGUAAAUUUGGAGGUAAUGACAAAUCCUGGGCUUUGGAGUGUUCCCAAAACAGUUUUAAAUUUGGUCACAACAACAUCUGGACCUCCAUCUCAGGUCCAGUUUCCUCCAGAGUCGGAGUGUACCUGGAUCAUGAAGCAGGUAUUCUGUCCUUCUACAGCGUCUCUGAAUCCAUGACUCUGAUCCACAGAGUCCAGACCAGAUUCACUCAGCCGCUUCACGCUGGAGUUUGGAUUUUUGACUAUGGAAAUUCUGCCGAGUUCUGCAAGCUGGAGAAAAAGACUGUUCAGAAAUAAAAUGUUGGAUUUCUCUUUGCUUUUAUUUUGAAAACCAGUUGUAUCAGUUUGCUGCUGCUUUCCUCUCAACAUGUUUCUCCACAUAGAAAUGUAAACUAAUUUCUUACUUUUUUAAAUUUGCCGACGUUGAGUUGUUUGACUGUAUCUCUAUUUUGUGGGUCCAGAAAG
This is a messenger RNA of Poecilia latipinna (sailfin molly), 1896 nucleotides long. RefSeq names its product tripartite motif-containing protein 16-like. The transcript is spliced from 3 exons. The record is from RefSeq and is a predicted model, not a curated record. Lineage: Eukaryota; Metazoa; Chordata; Actinopteri; Cyprinodontiformes; Poeciliidae. Bases 40 to 1728 code for a protein of 562 amino acids. Gene Ontology annotation, molecular function: zinc ion binding; protein binding.